AUGGCGAAGAAGAAGCCGAACAGCUCUGCGUCAAACCAUGAGAGCAAUGAAACUACCAGAUCAGAGAGCAACAAUGGCGUUGAGAAGAUGAAGAGGACGAGGAAAAACGUGCCGAGAGAAACUCCCUCUAAGAGAAGUUCAGUUUACCGCGGUGUAACCAGGCACAGGUGGACUGGAAGAUACGAAGCUCAUCUCUGGGAUAAGAACUGCUGGAAUGAAUCCCAAAACAAGAAAGGAAGACAGGUUUAUCUUGGAGCAUAUGAUGAUGAAGCAGCAGCAGCAAGAGCUUAUGAUUUAGCUGCAUUGAAGUACUGGGGCCAAGAGACCACCCUGAAUUUUCCUCUGCUAAACUAUCAAGAAGAGCUGAAAGCAAUGGCAGGCCAAUCCAAGGAAGAGUAUAUUGGAUCUCUGAGAAGGAAGAGCAGUGGAUUCUCAAGAGGAGUGUCUAAAUAUAGAGGAGUAGCAAGGCAUCAUCAUAAUGGAAGAUGGGAAGCUCGAAUUGGUCGUGUAUUUGGCAACAAAUAUUUAUAUCUUGGGACUUACGCGACGCAAGAAGAGGCAGCAGCUGCGUAUGAUAUGGCAGCAAUUGAAUAUCGCGGUCUUAGUGCGGUGACUAAUUUUGAUCUUAGUCGCUAUGUCGACUUUCUUCGUCCCAACUCAGAAGGAAACAAAAGCUCAAAUUAUGAAACAAACUUGAGCAUCCACAAACAAGAAAAACAAGAAGAACAACAAGAUCAAGCAACAUCAUCUUCCACAGACCUUGGCUUCCUACUUCAAUCAUCAAAAUUCGAGGACAUGCUCAAGAGAACGAUAACGACCGAACCACCAGCUUCUCCGCCUGAAUCUGAAGACAAACCAUCAUCUCGAUGUAGCUUUCCCGAUGACAUACAAACUUACUUCGAGUGCAAUGACGAUGGAAGCUUUGUUGAGGGAGAUGAUACAAUAUUUGGAGAGAUCAAUGCAUUUGAAGCUCCUAUUUUCCCAUGUGAGCUUGAUUUAUGA
Messenger RNA from Dendrobium catenatum, 1002 nucleotides. RefSeq names its product AP2-like ethylene-responsive transcription factor At1g16060. Gene Ontology annotation, molecular function: DNA-binding transcription factor activity; DNA binding. Gene Ontology annotation, biological process: regulation of DNA-templated transcription. The transcript is spliced from 8 exons. Lineage: Eukaryota; Viridiplantae; Streptophyta; Magnoliopsida; Asparagales; Orchidaceae. The coding region runs from base 1 to 1002 and encodes 333 amino acids. The record is from RefSeq and is a predicted model, not a curated record.